AUGAAGCGAAUCACGCCGUCGAAGCUGCCUUUGCUCGCGAUCUUCGUUCUCGCCGCCUGCCUGCUGCUCCUGCCCUUGGCCGCCGCCGCGGCCACCGCCGUAGCCAAGGCCAUCGACGCCAGCAAGACCCAGCGGCUGGAGCUGCCCGGCGACACGACGGCGAUCGGCCCCGAGAGCGUCGCGUUCGACGGCCACGGCGCCGGGCCCUACGUCAGCGUCUCGGACGGCCGCGUCCUCAAGUACGACGACGGCGGCUGGAAGACCUUCUCCUACAGUCCGAGCUACACCAAGAACAGCUGCGACGCGUUCUCCGAGCUCCCGCCGGUCGCCAGGGAGAGCUCGUGCGGCCGACCGCUCGGCUUGAGGUUUCAUCUGGACUCCGGGAACCUCUACAUCGCCGACGCCUACAUGGGCCUGAUGCGUGUCGGACCGAACGGCGGGGAGGCGACGGUGCUGGCCACGGAGGCCGGCGGCGCGCCGCUGCGCUUCACGAACGGCGUGGACGUCGACCAGGUCACCGGUGACGUCUACUUCACCGACAGCAGCACGACGUACACGCGGGCGCAGCAUCAGAUGGUCACCGCGACCGGAGACUCGACCGGACGCAUCAUGAAAUACGACCCGCGGACGGAUCGAGUCACCGUGCUCCAGUCCGGCGUGACGUACCCCAACGGCAUCGCCAUUAGUGCCGAUAGGACCCACCUUGUCGUCGCGCUCACGGGACCGUGCAAGCUAAUGAGGUACUGGAUCCGAGGGCCAAAGGCCAACACGUCCGAGCCGUUUGCUGAUCUGCCGGGAUACCCGGACAAUGUGAGGCCCGACGGGAAGGGAGGAUACUGGGUGGCGCUGCAUCGGGAGAAGUUCGAGCUUCCGUUUGGUUUGGACAGGCACUUGCUUGCCAUUAGGGUUGGCGUCGAAGGUGAAAAGCUGCAAGAGAUGAAAGGACACAAGAACGUGAGGCCGACCGAAGCGGUGGAGAGGGAGGAUGGCAAAAUAUAUCUUGGAUCCGUAGAGUUAUCGUAUGUCGGCAUUGUUAGCACAUAGAAGCCCA
This is a messenger RNA of Panicum hallii, 1051 nucleotides long. RefSeq names its product protein STRICTOSIDINE SYNTHASE-LIKE 10-like. NCBI's taxonomy places the organism in Eukaryota, Viridiplantae, Streptophyta, Magnoliopsida, Poales, Poaceae. The transcript has a single exon. Gene Ontology annotation, molecular function: strictosidine synthase activity. Gene Ontology annotation, biological process: biosynthetic process. The coding region runs from base 1 to 1044 and encodes 347 amino acids. The record is from RefSeq and is a predicted model, not a curated record.